Molecule: messenger RNA, 2581 nt
Organism: Phytomonas sp. Hart1
Lineage: Eukaryota; Euglenozoa; Kinetoplastea; Trypanosomatida; Trypanosomatidae
Source: the annotation of a GenBank genome assembly
GGAUUAGUUUGCUACAUUUUCUUAGUUUUUUUUCUAAAGAUCAUUCAAGUACUAUGGGUAAGAUUUUAUUCGCAUUUGAUCUAUUAUGAUAGAAAUAUUCUUCAAAAGGUCUACGAACUGCCAUGCAAAGAAAGGUCAAUUUGGUGAUGAAUUUGCUUAGAACAACAUGACUUCAUAACUUAGAAGAUAGAUAGGGGUCUUCGAUGUUAACAUAGACAUGUGGUAUUCUGUUAGUUAGUAGUGUUUCAAACGCUCUUUAGUACAUUUACAUGACUUCUUGGAUGGAGGAUAUACCUCAAUGAUAUGCCAAACUUCUUUAGUCUAUUCUCAAACUAAUACAGCAAAGAAGUAUUUAUGAUAUAUUUAUACAACAUCCGCACUUCAUCUUACAUUAUCAAAUUAUAGCAGCUGGUGUUUUCAUGCUUAUUGUUCGGUGACAGUCUAUUUUUUAAAAUUUCAUUAUAUAAUUAUAAUGAAGAUAUUAUAAAGGCAAAUUAUAUUGCAACGUUUGUAAAAAAUAUAUCAAGAAGGUGUUUUCUGAGAGCGAAGGUGUGGAUUAAAUGCAAAAAAAUAUUGUAUUUUAUAUGACCCAAAAGGUAUAUUGAACAGUUUUAAGAAGGGUAAAAGUAUUUUAACAGACUAUCUGGCGCACAUUCUGAUCCACUCAAGGGGGAUAAAGAAGAUUUUACUUUAAAAAUAAAAUUGAAAAGCGUUCACUUUACAUAUACUCAGCUUUUGAAAAAAAAAUUAAGAAACAUUAUAGCUUGUUUUUCAUAUACUUUUCUAGCAUUUUUAUCGUCAAAAAAAAUUACUAAAUCAAAUACUUUUAUCUUUAUUGAAUCAUAAAAGUAGCUCGACAACUAAUCUAAGUAAUGUUAAGAGCUUCUUUUCGCUUAACAUGUUAUUUUGAUAGUAUAUGGUCAUCACUAAAAGUUCAGUAACUCUAUAAAAUUCUCAAAAUGGAUGUUAUUCUGUUUUUAUAUUAUAUUAAUAUAUUGGUAUCCUAUGUAUAUUUACACUGUAAAAGUUACAUAUCCUGAUGCACUUUCCACUUACAGGAAUUUAUGCAUCUCGCAAAACAUUGUAAAAAUAAAAAUUCACUUACUAAAAUCAUACUUAAGGUAGAAUUUUCCAUAAACAAUCCGGACUUAUCCUUAGCUUCGAAGCUGAAAAUCUGUUAGUUGAGAUUUAUUUUAGGCCUUUAAGGUUAACAUAAUCACUGUUACUUCCCACUUUUUUAAUAAAAUAAAAAAGUUGCUAUAUCAUGAUUUUUUUGUAUUUAUAUGCAACAAAACAUUCAGUAAUUCUCAUAGGAAUCACACCUAAAAGAAUUGAGUAUUUUUUUGUAAUUAUUAUUGGUGCCGUUGUUCUUUGCCUAAUGAGUGACAUUAUCUUUUUUUUUCCCUUUUAAAUGCCAAGGGUAAUUUAGGAAACACUAAUGUUAUAUUUCAUAUUGCUUUUGUUUUUUAUUUUUACGCAGUUUCCCUUCACUAUCCCGUCAGAAGCAGAAAAUAAAUGGACUUUUCUUAAAUAUAGUAAAGAAGUAGUUUUGCAUAAAGCAUCAGAAUAUAAUGAGAAGCAGGUUGCAAUGUCUAUGCUUGUCCCAGCACUAUCAUCUAUGAUAAGCACUUCUAUAUCUUCUGCAGCCAUACAUGUACGUGCAUACCGAAAAUCUUCUGAUUUAGUUGCUACUCUGUCUGCAUGGUUUAAUGGUACAGAGUAUUCGGUACAAAAGGCUGCUUUUGCUUUGGACAGAGUUAUUGUGGAAUUUAAAGAAGCACCAUCGAUAAGCACAGUUCAGUUUCUUAGCCCUAUGCUCCUGGAAAGCGCAGACUUUCAGAAAAAUAUACUUAAAGCAUCUGUAGCAUGCGAUUAUUUGGGGGAAAUUGCCAAUUUAAAUUCACUUACAACAUGUAUGCAGAAAUCAAGCAUACCGGUUGCUUUACGCGGCAAGGAAGCGUCUUCAACCUUAAUGCACAAUGUUCUUAUGAAAAGUCUUUCGAAACAAAAUUUAAAAGACUUAAUUCAAUCUAAGGUACAUUGUGAUGCAUCCCCCCAAAAACAAAGUCUCAUGAUUGGAGUGCCUGUAGGCUGUGAAACGAGUGACACAGAGCCGAAUCUUUUAAAAACUUAUCAUGCGGCUCGAAGGAGAUCGCAUGAUUACUUUCACAUGACACUCAUGAAUACUCCACCCCAUACACCUGAUGCUAGUCAGUGUGUUGGCCACUUUUGGUACUUUAUUUUUUUCAUUAUUUUAAUUCCUAUAUCCUUGUGUUUAUCGGUUGUUUUUUAUCGUCGUGGUUUAGAAUCCGGUAAGCGCAGUAUUCGUGAGUCAGAGAAUGAUAUUCGUGCUGGUGUUCGAUUGUCGUUAAAUCCGUGGAGUCUAUAUGGUAUGCCACCCAGCUGUCAGAUGCAGUAUCCUCCUGGUUAUGGAUAUAACAACAUUGCUAUGCCUUCCCCAAAUCAAAUGCUAGUUCAAGGUUCACUACCACAGACCACCACUAGCAGUGUACACAAUCAACAGAUUUAUGGCGAUGGGAUGGCUUACCAACAUCAGGCUUCUUGGAGGCCUGGUUAUUAG